UAGGAAAAUAAAUAUUGUAAAUACCUUUUCAGUGUCCUAUAAUACGAACAUAUACGUCAAAAGUAGCUUGUAAAUAGCUUUCUCAGUCAACAGUCUCCUCAGAACAAUGAUCAGUUAUAUCUGAGAACUGUGCGAAGAAAGUUAAACAUCUAAUUUCUCUGCUAAGGGAAAUAAAAUAUAUCCUUAUGGCCAUUUUCACGGAUUUUUUGUCAGAUAUAAUAUAUUAUCCAUGGUCAAACGAUUAUAUGUGUCAUGAUGAUUUCUUUCAUCCAAACAUUUGCCACGUUUGCAAGAAGACCAAUGAUGAUGAUUUGAUAAUAUGUGAUCAAUGCUACAUGGUCUCUUACUGCUCUAAUUUACACUUAUCAGUAGAUCGCAGCCGCCAUGAGGAAUUCUGCAGUUCCAUAAAAAAAUACGUCUUAGACAAGUACAAAGGGAAUUGGCGCUCCAGAAUAUUUUGCAUAUAUAAAUGGAGGCACUCCAGAUAUGAGUUUUUGUACGAAAUAUCCAUGCAGUUCUCACACAACCUAGCGUUGUACCAAAUCCAGAUGAUCGUUUUCCCAAAAGCAUGUUAUGAGUGCUAUCGACAAGAUGAUUUGCAUUCCUGUCAAACAUGCUAUUCCGAAUAUUAUUGUGUUAAACAUGCAGAACUUUUUCCCGCUGCUCACUCAUCAAAAUGCCAAUCGUUGAAAUUAUAUCUCAACUCAAAUAUCAUAAAUCGCAAUUUUCGAAUACUUGGAUAUACAAUGGAUUCAUAUCGGGAACAAUAUAUUGAAUUUCCUGAUGAUAAGAGACCUGUUGAAAACAUGGAAGAUUUUAUUACGGAGUAUGUACGGAACUAUCAUCAUAGGAAUAUUCGAGCCUGGACUUCUGAUGAAUAUGUGUUUUCCGAUUACGCAUCACGCCCAUUAACGCUGUAUGAUGGAAUGAAGAAAGCCGGAUUAUUAGAUAAUUUAAACGUAAAAGAAUGCGUUGUACAUAUAAUAUCGGAAGAUAUCGUUGAGAGACAAUAUGUGUAUGCUUGGGAAAUUCUCUUGCAUCUUUUACAUCGCAUUAAGAUUUUAAAAAUAGUACUAAUAGGAAAAAGAUUCGAAAUAGAAGGUUUUUGCCUCCAAACUUGUAAGAAUUGUAUUAAGCGUCAGCAGAUAUAUAUGUUCGAGUCUUAUUCUAUGUUUUACAAUGAUUAUGCGUCCGGUCCGUCGUUUCGGCAUCCAAAUGUGAUUGUAACGUUUCAAGCAGAUUUUAAUUUAUUCCAUUGGACAUGGAGACCUAUUGCGUUGGAAUUACAUCGUAUAAAAAGUCCAUAUUUUCUAACUGCCGGGUCAAAAUUAAUAGCGGAAAAGAACGUAAAAAGCAUACAAAAAUUUAUAAAUGAAAAGCCUAAAUAUAAUGCACCAAAUAGUUUUAAAUCUCAUAUACCAUGCAGACUAUUGUCUCUUACUGACAUUGGUUAUCCUAAUUCGUAUGUAACUAUUUAUGAUUAUUCAAAUUUGGAGGACUCAGAAACAGGGACCUGUUCUCUUUGGGACUUCUGAGCACGAUAGAUUUGAAGAUCUUGUGCAAAAUAAUUGCUAUGUUUCUUUGAUAAAUUGCGUAUAUAAAUUCCCAAUUUUUUAUAAAUACAUUAUGCUUACUACUAUAUUGUGAAUGUGUUACUUUUAGAAAUAUUUUUUUAUGGUUUUUUUUAUCAAUUAUGAAUAUUUUUAAUAAAAGAUUUAUAUAUUUAA
Messenger RNA from Odontomachus brunneus, 1727 nucleotides. RefSeq lists its product as uncharacterized. Lineage: Eukaryota; Metazoa; Arthropoda; Insecta; Hymenoptera; Formicidae. The transcript has 2 exons. The record is from RefSeq and is a predicted model, not a curated record. The coding region runs from base 186 to 1535 and encodes 449 amino acids.